Pochonia chlamydosporia 170 is the source of this 1728-nucleotide messenger RNA. RefSeq names its product ankyrin repeats (3 copies) domain-containing protein. Bases 1 to 1728 code for a protein of 575 amino acids. Lineage: Eukaryota; Fungi; Ascomycota; Sordariomycetes; Hypocreales; Clavicipitaceae. The transcript has a single exon. Gene Ontology annotation, molecular function: protein binding. The record is from RefSeq and is a predicted model, not a curated record.
AUGUCUCAGCUACCAGGCGACAACCCUUCACCAACUUGGCAAUGCAACGGCGAUCGUCGCCAUGGAACUUCCCUCCUCAUUAACUUCCUUCAACUCAACUUCAAGCCGCAGCACCAGAUGGCAAAGUCACUCCAGGUGGUACCCCAAGAAGUUCUCAUCGAGAUAACUCACUACCUCGACCGCAGCAGCACAUCAGCUCUAGCGAGAACAAACCACAAUUUCCACAGCACCAUAAACCCAGUGCUGUACAAUGGCAACUUCACACUCGACCUCCCAAUGGACUCGUGCGUCCUCUGGGCAGGCCGAAACGGCCGUCUGGAAACCAUUAAGCGCGCCCACUCAUACGGAGCAAAUCUAGAAGUAACAGGCUCACGCAACGACGAAGACUUGUCUCUGGACUGGGCACUUAUACCUGGCAGAAGGCGUUUUUUUGCAAGUGGCUUGCACCUCGCCAUGCAGAACCAGCAAGACGAUGUGUUCUACUACCUGCUCGGAAAUAUCUCCAAUCUCGACCUACCUGACAGAGACUUUUGUCUCUGCGGCCAGCGGAGGGGUGCUAUCGACGGGGAGACGUCUUAUUAUCCGUUGCAUUAUGCCAUUAAGCAUUGCACAAACCGCCCGGAUCUAGCAAAAGCACUCAUAAAUAGAGGAGCGUAUCUCUCUUCCAUGGCCUCUCAUGCUCUGAACGAUGCCGUCGAGGCAGGAAGUGCUGAUAUAGUAGAUAUGCUACUUCAGCAUCACAAGAUUAAUGCAACAGAUGUCAACUUACACGGAGAAACAGCGCUUCACUACGCAGCCAGGUCCAGUAUCGACGAGGCUGCCUGUAGAGCCAUGAUUCGCAAGUUCGUCGAAGCAGGUGUAUCUAUAGACGCAAAAGCUCUAGAUGGAACUACAGCCCUCAGCAACGCCUUCGUACACAAAAAUCUGACAGCCAUCGAGGAACUCCUCGACCACGGCGCCGACCCCAAUCUGAUGCCGACAGACACAGAAGGAAGCAGCCCACUGCAUCUCAUCUUGGAAUUCAAACACCGCAAUAGCGGCAUGGAUGCAGAAACAUUCAAAAAGCGCCGCUUCCGCAUCAUUCAACGGCUAGUCGAGGCUGGCACCGACCUCAACAAGUGUACCGGUAACAAUGGCGGUUCCGACGGUCCACCGCUCUGGCUGGCUUGUUCAAGCUCAGACCGUGAUCUCUCCAUCGUAAAGUAUCUUCUUGGCAAUGGCGCGCGGACAGACAUUCCCAUCAUGACUAAGUGGCCUGAUAAUGACGGGGCGCGGUCCAUCAUCGCAGCGUUGUUCGCAUCAUGCGAUCCAGAUGGGUUUAUGGGCUGUAUAGACGAAGAUACUGUGAACGGACUACGGGACAUGGUGGUUCUCCUCUUGCAGCAUGGAGCUCGUAUCGAUGAGGUGGAGGACACGGAUGGUGGGAAGUGGUACGAAUACGCUGAUGACGACUGGUAUAGUCAGGAUGGUAGGAGAUAUGCAGAUGGUGACUCGGCGCUGUUGUAUGCUUGUAGAGGAGUUGUGCAGCAGGAACCGGCGUGUUUGAAGAUGUUGCUGGGGCAUGCGACGAGGGAGAAUGUGUCGCUUGGGCAUUUGCGGGAGGCGAUGGGGAUGGAGUUUUCGGAUGAGGAGGAGGAGGAAGACGGUGUGGAUGGGGGUGAGGAAGUUCAGCGGAUGUUGAGAGAGUUUACUGGGAGGGAGUUUCCGGACGCUGAUGGAGAUGAAUGA